AUGUCGGACUUGGGCUCGGAGGAGUUGGAGGAGGAGGGAGAAAAUGAUCUUGGGGAAUAUGAGGGGGACCGAAACGAGGCAGGCGAAAGGCACGGCCACGGGAGAGCCAGACUGCCCAACGGGGACACGUAUGAGGGCAGCUAUGAACACGGGAAACGACACGGCCAGGGGAUCUACAAAUUUAAAAAUGGUGCUCGAUACAUUGGAGAAUAUGUUAACAAUAAAAAGCAUGGUCAAGGCAUUUUUAUAUACCCAGAUGGAUCCAAAUAUGAAGGGGAGUGGGCGGAUGACCUCAGGCAUGGCCACGGCAUCUACUACUACGUCAACAACGACACCUACACCGGAGACUGGUUUGCUCACCAAAGGCACGGGCAGGGCACCUACGUCUACAUGGAGACCGGCAGCAAGUACGUGGGGACCUGGGUGAAUGGACAGCAGGAGGGCGCGGCCGAGCUCAUUCACCUGAACCACAGGUACCAGGGCAAGUUCUUCAACAAAAACCCCGUCGGCCCUGGGAAGUACGUGUUUGACAUUGGGUGUGAGCAGCAUGGGGAGUACCGGCUCACAGACGCGGAACGAGUGGAAGAAGAAGAGGAGGAGGAGUCAUUGACAACUGUCAUUCCCAAAUGGAAAGCGACCAAAAUCACAGAACUGGCCCUGUGGACACCGACCCUCGUGGAGGAGCAGUCCCCGGUGGAUGUACCUGGCCAGGAGGAGGCCCUGGCAGCCGAGGGUGGGGGGGAGGCUGUGGACGAGACCCAGCCUCUAACAGAUGGUUCAGAUGGGGAGGUUGAUUUCAUGAGGCCUGGAGAGGAAGACACUGAUGCCUUCAGGGAGGAGAAUGGGGAGGACUUCCGCUUUGACACCACAGACCAGGGAAAUGUGAAUUUUGAGGAAGACGACACCCGACAGUCCGACCCUCUGGACUAA
Messenger RNA from Molossus molossus (Pallas's mastiff bat), 930 nucleotides. It is a transcript of the gene RSPH1, whose product is annotated as radial spoke head component 1. Gene Ontology annotation, biological process: spermatid development; axoneme assembly. Gene Ontology annotation, cellular component: nucleus; motile cilium. The record is from RefSeq and is a predicted model, not a curated record. The coding region runs from base 1 to 930 and encodes 309 amino acids. The transcript is spliced from 9 exons. NCBI's taxonomy places the organism in Eukaryota, Metazoa, Chordata, Mammalia, Chiroptera, Molossidae.